GGCAGUCUGAUGGGGGGACACACUCAGGGACCCUCUUCAUCUUCUUCUCCAACACCUCAAUGGAUAUACAAGGUUUUUCUCAAUUUCUGCGGCUGUGACACCCGCAGAACUUUUACAGAUCAUCUAUAUGCUGCUUUAAAGAGGGACGGGAUUAUCGUCUUUAGAGACAAUGAAAACCUCAACAAAGGAAACUAUAUUCCUAAUGAGCUCGUAGAAGCAAUUCAAAAAUCCUUGUACGCGACUGUCAUUAUCUCUAAAAACUACGCUUUCUCUAAAUGGUGUCUUAGUGAACUUGUCCAGAUCGUCAGAUGCAUGAGAGAUAUGGGGCUCACCGUUUUGCCUAUUUUCUACCAUGUGGAUCCUUCCCACGUAAAAAAACAGACGGGAAUUUUUGCAAAAGCUUUUGCUAUUCAUGAAAGAGAUCCCAAAGUUGACAGUGAGAUGUUACAAAAGUGGAGAGCUUCCUUGAGAAAAGUGGGUAAAAUUUCUGGAUGGCAUGUACAACCUGACACAUACGAAUCAACAGUUGUCAAAGAAAUUAGUACCAUCAUACGUAGUGGAUUGAGAGGUAACACUUCAAAUGUUUUCGACACAAGGCCGGACGGGGUCUCAUUUGCGACCUAUUCCAUGUUUCUAAGUCGUUGCACACUGAGACAGAGCUAGAUAGUAUUUUGAGCAGGGGCUAAGCUGCCAAAACUUACUUUAGAUUCUCAAAUUAUUAUUAUUUUUUUUUAUUUUUUUUUAUUUUUUUUUUUUAUA
Messenger RNA from Alnus glutinosa, 759 nucleotides. RefSeq names its product disease resistance protein RPV1-like. Gene Ontology annotation, biological process: signal transduction. The coding region runs from base 10 to 663 and encodes 217 amino acids. The transcript is spliced from 2 exons. Lineage: Eukaryota; Viridiplantae; Streptophyta; Magnoliopsida; Fagales; Betulaceae. The record is from RefSeq and is a predicted model, not a curated record.